Molecule: messenger RNA, 1198 nt
Organism: Triticum dicoccoides
Lineage: Eukaryota; Viridiplantae; Streptophyta; Magnoliopsida; Poales; Poaceae
Exons: 2
Molecular function (GO): ADP binding
Source: RefSeq, a predicted model, not a curated record
CACACCUUCGUCUUUCACAUUUCCUCCUCUGCUGCAGCGUAGCCUUCCUUGACGCCCUCCUUUGGCAAGGCCACAGUCAAGCGGUCGAUGGAGGCGGCCGGAAUCCGCGCGGCGGCAUGGGUGGUGGGCAAGGCGCUCAGCCCACUGUCCGGCGGCGUGCUGGAGUCGUGGGCAGCGAGCAACAAGCUCGGGUCUAACAUCGAGGCUCUGAAAACGGAACUGUUGCGCGCACAAGCCGUGCUGAACAUUGCCGGGGGCAGGGAAAUCCAUAACCCCGCCCUGGCUAAGAUGCUGGACAAGCUGCGGCAGCUGGCCUACGGCGCCGAAGACGUGCUGGACGAGCUCGACUACUUCCGCAUCCAGGAUGAGCUCGACGGCACCUACCAUGCCGCCGACGAGCAUCCUGCAGGCUGCGUCCGCAACCUCGCCCACAACGCUGGCCACACGGCCAAAGCGUGUGUGAACAAACUCAAGUGCUCGCAUGCUGCGAGUCGCCAAGAUCCCAACAAGAGCGGCAAACAAGGAUGCCUCUCGGGCCUCCGCUUUUGUGGAGGCCAGCGCGAGAUCGGAUCCUCAUCAAGGUCAACCCCUAACAAAGUCAGUAAACACUUCUCCUGCUUCUCCUCGUCACCAUCCGUCGACCAUGAAGCUCAAACCGACAUGACUCGAAAUGACCCACCAAAAUUGACGUUUGAUAGGGUGGAAAUGUCUAGAAAGAUCUUGGACGUCACAGACCAGCUCAAGCCGGUGUGUGCUAAUGUCCGUGACAUUCUUAGUCUAGAGCCACAGAACUCUAGUGGCAUCGCUACCCAAAACAUUGCAAUAAGCAGACCCAUGUCCACCGAGCUAAUUAUAGAGCCUAAGUUAUAUGGAAGGGAAAGCCAUAAGAAGAUUAUUGUAGAUGAAAUUGUUAACAGCGAGUGUCGUGGACUUACUGUGCUUCCAAUUGUUGGCCCCGGGGGUAUCGGGAAGACAACUUUCACACAACAUAUAUAUGAGCAAAUGAAGAGCGACUUCCAGGUAUCCAUUUGGAUAUGUGUCUCUCUCAAUUUUGAUGCAAAUAGAUUGACAAAAAAAAUUGUGGAGAAAAUCCCCCCAGUUGGAAAUGAAAACAAAAAUUGUAGUGAUCAAGAGCUCAUCGAACAAAGGUUAAAAGGAAAGCGGGUUUUACUUAUCUUAGAUGAUGUGUGGAAACAUA